AUGGCACAAGAAAUUACACACCCAACUAUUGUAGACGGCUGGUUCAGAGAAAUCUCUGAUACCAUGUGGCCAGGUCAAGCUAUGACCUUGAAAGUUGAAAAAGUGCUACACCAUGAAAAGUCCAAGUAUCAAGACGUUUUGAUCUUCAAGUCCACUACUUACGGUAAUGUUUUAGUUUUAGACAAUGUCAUCCAAGCCACCGAGCGUGAUGAAUUUGCCUACCAAGAGAUGAUUGCCCAUCUUGCGUUGAACUCCCAUCCAAACCCUAAGAAGGUUCUUGUUAUCGGUGGUGGUGACGGUGGUGUCUUGAGGGAAGUUGUCAAGCACGAAUCUGUCGAGGAAGCUUGGUUGUGUGACAUUGACGAGGCUGUUAUCAGAUUAUCAAAGGAAUACCUACCAGAAAUGGCUGCUUCUUACUCUCACCCAAAAGUUAAGACACACAUCGGAGAUGGUUUCCAAUUUUUGAGGGACUAUCAAAAUACUUUUGAUGUAAUCAUCACCGAUUCCUCUGAUCCAGAAGGUCCAGCUGAAAGCUUGUUCCAAAAGGAAUACUUCGAACUAUUGAACAGUGCUUUGACAGAAAAGGGUGUGAUUACCACUCAAGCUGAGAGUAUGUGGAUCCACCUGCCAAUUAUUAAGGACUUGAAAAAAGCUUGUUCAGAAGUUUUCCCAGUUGCUGAAUAUUCUUUCGUUACUAUUCCAACUUACCCAACUGGUACUAUUGGCUUCAUGGUUUGUUCCAAGGACAAGACUUGCAAUGUUAAGAAACCACUACGUGAAAUCUCCGAUGAGAAGGAAGAAGAAUUAUACAGAUACUAUAAUAAGAGAAUUCAUGAAGCUUCCUUCGUUCUGCCAACUUGGGCCGGCAAGGAAUUGAAUUAG
Molecule: messenger RNA, 882 nt
Organism: Saccharomyces eubayanus
Lineage: Eukaryota; Fungi; Ascomycota; Saccharomycetes; Saccharomycetales; Saccharomycetaceae
Gene: SPE3
Product: spermidine synthase
Exons: 1
Coding region: 1-882 (293 amino acids)
Biological process (GO): spermidine biosynthetic process
Cellular component (GO): cytosol
Molecular function (GO): spermidine synthase activity
Source: RefSeq, a predicted model, not a curated record